AUGGAGAGUCUGUUGUCGCCGGCGUAUCAGUCGGCGUCGGAGUCCAUCGAUGCGUCGCCUUCGUACACUCCGAAUGCUCAGUGGACCGGCAGCCUGGGGAAGAAACCAGGGCCACCUAAUAGCUCCAGCAGGACCAAGGGAAUCGCUGAUCUGGAGAGAGAGAUGGAGGAGCUCCGAGCGAGUUACCAACAGGUGUGCGAAGAGAGGGAUGCGUUGGAAGACCUUCUACUGCAGGAGCAGCUCAAGAACCGAACGCCAGCGGACAAGCAGUUAGAGGAGGCCAAGGCACAUGCAGCAGCGCUGGAGCUUGAGCUAAGAUCCAUGGCUGCUAGAUGCGAGGAAUGGAAGCGCCGGGCAGCGCAGCGGGCAGCUGAAAUGAAUCCAGCCAUGGUGCAGGCACUACUGGAGGAGCGGCUGGAAGAUUUGGACGAGUCAGGGACGAUCAAGAUACAGAUGGAGGUGGCUCGCCUGCGGGACGAGCUGGCCAAAUCCGAGGUGCUUCGCUUUGAGCUCUUCCGCAGCACACAAGAGGGAGCAGCGACGAACAGCAAGUGGGAGGCAGAGGAGGAGGGGCUGAAGCAGCAGAUGGAGGAAGUGGAUGCAGGCAGGGAGAUCAACAGUAAGAGCAUCGAUGAGAUCCCAGAGAGCACCGUGUGGAGAGAAGCCAACAGCAUGGAAGAAGCGGAGGAUUUGAUGCAGGAGCUGCUGGAGAUGGGGCAGGCGUCUCUGAGCCAGCAGGACGUGGAGCGACUGUCAGAAGCAGUGGAGUCUGCAGAGCGCAGAGCAGUAGAGGCUGAGAGGAGGGCUGCGCAGGCAGAGAAGGAAGCUUCAGAGAAGGCGAUGCAAAUAAGGGUGCUGGAGGCGAAGCUAACAGCACUGCUGGGAGGAGACCCUUCAGCAAUCGCAUCUGCUCCUUACCACCACCAAGCCCUAUCCUCCUCUUCCUCCCUCUCCUCCCGUCCUCUUCCCUCCACCUCCACCACUGCCAAAAGUAACGUCGCCACUGCCACUUCUGUUCCCACCCAAGUCCCAACCACCACCAAUGUCUCUGCCUCUGCUGCCACGUCAUCCGUCCAUGCUCUGGCCAAUGGAAUCACGCCACGGGUCAGCAACACUGAUGACGUGGCAGGACAGGCGCGCGAUGUGUCGAGGAGGAGAGCUGACGUGGCAAGGGAGAGUGCUGGGAGAAGGGAAUCUGUGCUGGUGAUUGGAAGUGACGAUGGGGCCAGUGCUGUUGGCAAGGGGAUUGGUGGGAUCAGGGGGGUCUUGAGUGAGGUGGAGAGCAGUGCAGGGGAGAGUAAGGGGGAGAGUGCGGAGGAGAGUGGGGGGGACAGUUUGAAGGAGCUUGCAGCAGCACAGAUUGCAGAUGUUGAGGAGAUUCGGGAGAUUGUUCAUCGUGUUCAGGGCGAAGAAGUUGAGGAAUUUAUAACAGAAAGCUCGCUUAGAGGAGACUCGCUAAGAGGUGAUUCGCUAAGACGAGACGGUCAGAGGUCAGGAAAAGGAGGUGGACGGCACUUACUGCAACAGGAUGGCCGUCAGCUUUCUGAUGGAGAUGGACGGCAAGCAGGCGGGUUCCGGUGGGAGGAGGUGGGCGGCGAGGCUCGUCGCGGAGUGGUGUGGUGGAUGCAGCUGUCGGACGUCCACGUCAGCGUGCACGUGCCAUCAAGAGCCAAUGAUCUCCUCGUGCACCUCGUGCCAGCUGUCCGCGUUAUAGCGCCUGCUGCGCUGAUAGUGUCUGGGGAUCUCACAGCUUCUCUAUCCUCCUUGAUAGAAUUCAAGACAUCCCUGUUGCUGUCUGAUUCCGUGUUCCCUCUUUUCCCCCCUCCCCUCCCCUUUCCUCUCAUUUCAUCCGCUUCAGAAUCAAAGAACCGCCAGCGCACAACAACAGCACAGAACGAGUCAGAAUGGUGUGCAUACUCCAAAGCAAUGCACGCCCUCAGCACCGCAAUCAACUCCGCCCACCCGCCCUCCUCCCCCUCUCCACCGCUCUCCCUCACCUCUCAAUCCCAACAAACCGAACAUACUCAGAAUAUUUCCCCCAGCCGCCCCUCCUGCGCCCCUUUCCCCCGGGUGCUGGAUUUGAGGGGCAAUCAUGAUGCUUUUAGUGUGCCGAUUCGGGGCGGCAAGGGGGAUUUUUUUGGGCGGCAGAGUGUCAGCGCGCAGUGUGGGAGAGGGGGAGUGCAGGGGCUGGUGCUGCGGCCCUUUGAAGCAGACUCGGGGAAAGCAUCCCCAUCCCCUCCCAUUCUCCUACUAGGCAUCGACAUUGCGCCCCGGGUUGGCAUCAGAGGUCCCUCCAAUUUCUUCGGCCAUCCCACCACGUCUGACCUGGACGCACUCGAUUCCGCCCUCAGCCAAUGGGAGGCCGCCACGUCAGCGCUUCCAGCCACCCCUGCCACGUCAUCCUCAUGGAACACGUCAGCACAGGGGUGGCACGCCGUGGGUGGUGGAGGGAAGUGGGAGGGAGAAGGGGACGAGAGGAGGGGGCGGCAGCUGGGUGGAAGGGCAGGGGGUGGGGAAGAAAGGCGCAGUGCAGCCGAUGUGGGGGGGGUUGGAAAUGGAGGGGCAGCAAGCAGUGGUGGUGCAGGAGUGGAGAGCGGUGGAGCGGGGUUGUGGGAGUGGGAGGUGGGUGACUGGCGCAGCAACAGAGUGGUUCGCAUCCUGGCCCAUGACCCGCUGACUGGCCUUCAAUUCACCGACUUGCAGCUAUUGAGUCCCACCCUCCAUCGAGAUAGUGCUGAUCCCGUCACACUGGGCCCCAUGGUGCUGGCACGGCAACCAGUGGUGUUGCUCACUUGCCCGCCCAACGCUCACUUCCUGCCACCAUCACAGCCCAAGAGCGCGGGAGCAGGAGAGGGAGGGGGAGAGGGAGAGGGAGACGGAGCGGGAGCAGGAAGCGGGGAGCAGGUGGCAGCAUGGGUGGCGGGGGGUGAAAUCCGAGCGCUUGUCUUUUCCCUGCCGCCCAUCCUGAACGUCUCUGCCGUUGUCUAUCGCGAGCGGGAGCCGGGUGGCGGCGUGGGUGGCAUUCUGGGUGGCAUCUUGGGUGGCGUGGGCGGCAAAAGGAGCGGCGUGCAAGUAGUGCGAGUGGAUCUUAAGGGAGAAAGUAGCCCGUUAACAACAGGUGCAGAGGGCAGGAGGAGUGCUGGUAAUGCUGGUAACGGCGUGGGGAGUGGAAAGGAGGUUGAAGUGGAGAUAGUAGAGGAGGUGGUUCUAACAAGGGAGGAAGUGGAGAAGGGAGGUAAUAAAGAGGACGGCGCUCGCCGCCCGUCUCCGCUCUUCUGGGCGGCGUGGGACGCGUCGAGAUACACUCGCCCGCCCUUCUCUCCCUCCUCCCGCCUCUGGCUUGCCGUCCGGGUAUCGUACCGCACUCCUCCUCGUGAUGCUGCUGCUGCUGCUGCUUCAGCUUCAGCAGAGAGGGGUGUCUCAGUGUACACGUCUCCUGCACAGCCCUUCACCGCAUUCAACCGCGCUGUACCGUUCCCCCACACGUGGCUGGAGCGGACCAUUAUGGGAACAGACUGGGAGGAUCUCUGGCCCUUCGCUAUUGUCACACCUCUCCUCUUCCUCGCUCUCAUGCUCCUGGGGUCUAGGGCUUUGUCGUACCUCAUCCCCCCUCCCUCUUCCCACUCCUCUCCCUCUUCUCACACUUCUCACACUUCUCACUCCUCCCAUGCCUCUCGCCCCUCUCACACUCCCUCCCCCCACCCUCUGUCCACCACCCCACCCACAGUCACACAACCCCUCUCUUCCUCUCCCCUAUCCCACCGCACCCCCUCAUCCUCCCAUCUACAACCCUUCUCCUCCUCUCUUUUCAUUCUUGUGAAACGCCUCCCUUCCGCCCUCCUCGCCCUCUUACGUCUCUUACUACACAUCUACCUCGCUGCAUCCCACUCCACCGCUUG
Molecule: messenger RNA, 3899 nt
Organism: Closterium sp. NIES-65
Lineage: Eukaryota; Viridiplantae; Streptophyta; Zygnematophyceae; Desmidiales; Closteriaceae
Source: the annotation of a GenBank genome assembly